Molecule: messenger RNA, 1833 nt
Organism: Pseudomassariella vexata
Lineage: Eukaryota; Fungi; Ascomycota; Sordariomycetes; Amphisphaeriales; Pseudomassariaceae
Product: carnitine O-acetyltransferase
Exons: 3
Coding region: 1-1833 (610 amino acids)
Biological process (GO): carnitine metabolic process
Cellular component (GO): peroxisome; mitochondrion
Molecular function (GO): carnitine O-acetyltransferase activity
Source: RefSeq, a predicted model, not a curated record
AUGGCACCGGCCGCGAGAAGGGGCAACAGCUCUUUGCCAGCUGGCUAUGCGGAAGACAAAUCCAAAGGUCCAAUGCUUAGGUUCCAAGCAUCGCUGCCGAAACUACCUGUACCGACGCUCGAAGAGACGGCCGCCCGCUAUGUGAAGUCACUCAACCCCUUGCUAAGCCCGGUCGAGCUGGCCGCAAGCAAGAAGGCCGUCGAAGACUUCAUUAAGCCCGGUGGCGUGGGUCGCAAGCUGCAAGAGAAGCUGGUCGCAAGACGCGAGGACGCCAAAAUCAAGAACUGGAUUUAUGACUGGUGGAACGAGGCCGCCUACCUAUCUUACCGAGACCCCGUCGUUCCCUAUGUCAGUUAUUUUUACUCGCACCGCGAUGACCGCCGCCGGCGGAAUCCGGCCAAGAGGGCAGCGGCUAUUUCAACAGCUGCGCUGGAAUUCAAGAAGCAAGUCGACAGCGGCACGCUCGAGCCCGAAUACAUGAAGAAGCUGCCCAUCUGCAUGGACAGCUACAAGUGGAUGUUCAAUGCCAGUCGUGUCGCAGCCAAGCCCGCCGACUACCCGGUCAAGUUCGACUACCAGACGCACAAGCACCUUGUUGCCAUCCGCAAGAACCAAUUCUUCAAGAUCACGCACGAAAUCAACGGUCAGCAACUAAACACCACGGAGCUCGAGGCACAAUUCGCAAAGGUCUACGAUUUGGCUAAGCGGGUGCCUUCAGUUGGAGCGCUCACAUCGGAGAACCGCGAUGUGUGGACUGAUGCGCGUGAAAUAUUGGUCAACGCCUCGCCGAAGAACAAAGCCGCGCUCGAGGCCAUCGAGUCGGCAUCCUUCGUAGUAUGUCUAGACGAUGCGGCCCCAGUGACCUUAGAAGAACGCGCACACCAGUACUGGCAUGGCGACGGCCAGAACCGCUGGUACGACAAACCCCUACAGUUUAUCGUGAACGACAACGGUACCUCGGGCUUCAUGGGCGAGCAUAGCAUGAUGGACGGUACGCCUACCCACCGCCUCAACGACUACGUGAACGAUCAGAUCUUCAACAACAAGCUCGACUUUAGUAACCCCUCCAAGCGCUCCAACCUGCCUGACCCCGUGGCUGUCGAUUUUGAGAUCACCAAGGAGGUGCAGUCAGAGAUUGACCGCGCAGUAAAAGACUUCAACGAUGUCAUUGGCCAGCACGAGCUCGCUGUACAGGCCUAUCAGGGCUACGGCAAGGGUCUGAUCAAGAAAUUCAAGUGCUCUCCCGACGCAUACGUGCAGAUGAUCAUCCAGCUAGCCUACUACAAAAUGUACGGCAAGAACCGUCCCACAUAUGAGUCGGCCGCCACCCGUCGCUUCCAGCUUGGUCGGACCGAGACGUGCCGUUCUGUAUCGGACGACAGCGUGGCCUUUUGCAACGCCAUGAACGACCCAGCCGCCGAGGAGAAGGACUGCAUUGACCUUUUCCGCAAGGCCGUCACCUCGCACAUUGAGUACAUUGGCGCCGCCUCGGAGGGCAAGGGCGUUGACCGCCACCUCUUCGGCCUUAAGAAGCUACUCGAACCCGGCGAGGAGCUCCCCGCCAUCUACAAGGACCCGGCCUUCGGUUACAGCAGCAGUUGGUACCUGUCGACGAGCCAACUGAGCUCCGAGUUCUUCAACGGGUACGGCUGGAGCCAGGUCAUCGAUGCUGGCUUCGGCAUUGCGUACAUGAUUAAUGAGAACAGCAUCAACUUCAACAUCGUCUCCAAGGGUCUCGGUAGCCAGAAGAUGAGCUACUAUCUGAACGAGGCCGCGGGGGAUAUCCGCGACCUCAUGUCACAGACCUUGGAGACUCCGAAGGCGAAAUUGUAA